Molecule: messenger RNA, 183 nt
Organism: Trichoderma virens Gv29-8
Lineage: Eukaryota; Fungi; Ascomycota; Sordariomycetes; Hypocreales; Hypocreaceae
Exons: 1
Source: RefSeq, a predicted model, not a curated record
AUCAGAAGAUCAACGAAAAAAGUUGCUACUGCUCUUACUCCAAGGCGAUCUGAAUUUCCCCGUUCUGUCAAAGGUUCAACGCGCUCCAAUCGACGUGGACGAACCAAGAUCGACGAGGUGCCCCCAACCCCUCGACUUCGACCUGAAGAUUUGGAGAAGGGCUUGGCUCGGAGCGACAGCAAA